CUUUGGUCCCUCUGGCCCCCCGCCUAGCCCGCUGCACCCCUGCGUUAAACCCGCCCACCGUCGCGUCUACUGACUGACGCGCAGACCAAACAACAAACAAACAAACAACACUGAUUCGAUCAAUUGCUGCUGAUCGCCCUGUUCCCCCGAUUAUCGAUAUGCGCCCGUCGCGUGCGGGCCGGCGCGCGGGUCUCAAAGGUACCCAAGGUACCCCCAUCCCAGCUGCACUCCUCUCCAAUGCCUUCAUCAACACCACAAUUCUCCCAUCGUCGAGUACCUGAUCCGUCCAGCCAUCCAUCCCCACGAGCAUUCAUCAUCGCCCACGAACUUCACUGCAACCCCAACACUCGUCCUUUUCGAGCAUCCCCCAGCCCGUCCGCCCCAGACGCGUCUGGUUGCCAUCGCAAUCGCAAACACCCCGGCCUUCCACAACCCCACCUCCCACUUAUCCAUCCAUGCUGUUCUCCCAACCCCAUCGCGAACCUCCUUGGCAUUCUGCACAACACACUCACGGCCGACAAAAAAUCCCUCAACCGCUUGCUCCAUCUCUCCCGCCCCCUCCCGCCGCGGCCCAAUCCACCUCCGCUGUCAUUGAAACACGUCUGUGAUUGGAUAUCCAAAUCUACCGACAUGCACUCACUUGAAACGCUCCUUCGACCGUUUCCCGCUUUCCCAUCCUGCAGAAUUCGAGAGAAACCCAAAGAAAACCAUACUACUCCGCAGAAUCUUCACGGCGGCAAACCUUUGAUUGGUUCCCAGUGA
Molecule: messenger RNA, 762 nt
Organism: Periconia digitata
Lineage: Eukaryota; Fungi; Ascomycota; Dothideomycetes; Pleosporales; Periconiaceae
Source: the annotation of a GenBank genome assembly